Molecule: messenger RNA, 741 nt
Organism: Trematosphaeria pertusa
Lineage: Eukaryota; Fungi; Ascomycota; Dothideomycetes; Pleosporales; Trematosphaeriaceae
Exons: 2
Coding region: 1-741 (246 amino acids)
Source: RefSeq, a predicted model, not a curated record
AUGUCACCAUCGGCAUGGAUACUCCCCACGCGCAUGUACGUUGGCCUCCGCUCCGAAAUCCAAAAACCCAUCACAACCAUCAAUGGACCGUUCCAACUUCCCGCUCAACCCGACAACACCUUCAACACCAUGAGCGACCCUGAAGCCCUCUUUGUUACGCACUCGCGCGAAAUCGCCGAGCUAGCUCUGAAAAUGAAGAAGGACGCUGAGACCCCUCGGGAAAGUGCUUACUCAUUCUGCAUGACACGGCAGACGGAUGAUGGGUACGAUGUCACUGUCGUGGAGGACGGUACGACCGACGUCAAGAAGAAGAUCAGACUCAGGAUUCAAGAGGUGCAGAUCUUCAUGACUUGUGAACCGAUUAAGGUGGAGUGUUUGGGGGUUGGGCCACCUGAAGAGGAUGGGACGAUCAGUGUACGACUCAGAGAAAACCGUGGAUGUAGAAGGGUGCUUUGUAUUGAGGAUGAGGCUAGUAAGCAAGUGCUUGUUAAUGGGUUGCUGACGUCAGACGAUGAAAAGUAUCCAAGCAACCAAACUUCGCUACCUGCACUAUUAUUCACCAGACCGGUACCCAGACUGCCGAAAGAAAAUUACCGUCCCAUCCUCCUAGGCUCCAAAGAACUCUGUGGGCCUCGCUUCCUAAGCCUUCCCCGUGAUCGCGCGACAGACCCGCGCGUUCGGGACCCAGCUAGCCUACAACCAAGGGUGUGCAUGCUUACCGAGAGCACUAUAUUAACCUAA